Serendipita indica DSM 11827 is the source of this 1572-nucleotide messenger RNA. The record is from the annotation of a GenBank genome assembly. NCBI's taxonomy places the organism in Eukaryota, Fungi, Basidiomycota, Agaricomycetes, Sebacinales, Serendipitaceae.
AUGAGCCGUUAUCCAGCAUCAAAGCACUUUGAAAAGCUUUAUUGGAAGCUCAAAGAUCUCGCACCACAUGCAGACCAGAACAAGUCUCACAUUAUUGUUCUGAGUGGAGAACGGACGGGAUACAGAAAUGACACGGAUAGGGAACUCAUAUUUAGACAGGAAUCCAACUUCUUCUGGCUCAGCGGAUGCGACUUGCCCGGUAGUCACCUCGUACUUUAUUACGACUUUGGAAGAACCUCCGGAUCAUUUAAACAGCACUUAUUCAUCCCAGAGGAAGAUCCCCUUGAAGUCUUGUGGUCCCCUGCUCCUCCCAAUAUGGAGGAGGCGCGCAAGAUGUACGACGUGACUGAGAUUAGCUUCAGCAAAGACUUCCAAUCAGUCUUGACAGACGUCUUGAAGAAUCAUCCUCAGCAUAUUCUUCAUGUCCUCCCCUCCUCUUCUCUCUAUCCCUCCCACCCAGAUACAGUCGCCACUUGCCUGCAACCCUCGACAGACCAAUACUUACUUACUGCACUCCACCAAGUGCGACUGAUCAAGGACGAGUACGAGAUUUCUCUCAUCCGCAAAGCAAAUGAAAUCUCGUCUCGUGCUCACGAAGUGGUCAUGCGCCUCUUGGGCCAGGGAGUCCGCGACCUAGAGAUACGUUCAAAUGGAGUGCCAAACGGAAAGAAGGUGAAUCGGCCACUUAUGCCGCAUGAAUGGAGGAUUCACCACGAAGCUGAGGCUGAAGCCGUCUUUGUCGCCAGCUGCCGGCGUGAAGGUUCGAUCCACCAAGCAUACCUUCCAAUUGUUGCCGCGUCUACUCGCGCUUCUACUCUUCAUUAUUGUUGCAACGACAAGCAGUUUAGCUGGGGUCCCGACAUUCACAGUGAUGCCGACCUCGAGCAUGAUCAUCAAGAGUGUCUCGCACCACAGGUGCUUCUCAUCGACGCAGGGUGCGAAUGGAGAAACUAUGCGUCCGACAUUACUCGUGUGACCCCCGUAGGGAACGGAGGAAAGUUUUCUCCUGAAGCACGGGCAAUCUACGCCACAGUCUUGAAGAUGCAGCUGGCAUGCAUUGAAGCAGCUAAACCUGGCGUACACUGGGAUCACCUUCACCUCAAGUCUCACGAGAUUCUCGUCGAAGAGUUGAUCAAGCUCGGUAUUCUGGUCGGAGACUACAAGACCGUCCUAGAGAGCGGAGUGUCUGCCGCAUUUUAUCCACACGGCCUAGGCCACUCGCUAGGAAUGGACGUCCACGAUUGCCCAUCUGCUUCCAAGCCCACUGAGAACAAGACUAUCCCAGCGUCAUCCUCGCAGAACCCCGAGUUUUAUCGCUACCUCCGUCUGAGGCUCCCGUUGGCAGAGAACAUGGUUGUGACAAUUGAGCCUGGAUGCUACUUCUCCCCGCAUCAACUUGCGCCGGUCCGAAAUUCACCAUAUAUCAACCAACAGGUUCUCAGUCGAUAUGAAUAUGUCGGAGGCGUACGUAUCGAAGACGUUGUUCUCAUCACGGCCAAUGGGUGUGAGGUUUUAACGCCAGUAGGCAAGGAUAUCGAGUGGCUCGAGGCCGUCGCUUCUGGUAGUAUCUAA